CAUCAUCACGGAUAUAACCAGAGCACGCACAAGAGUUGUAUGAAAUGACGUGGAAUGUGUAACUUGUCUACAAGCGCGAUAUCAAAGUGCGCAUGAUUUCGAGAGUAUUUAAUAAAACGAGCUACUGUAGACUUUAUUGAAGUUCCAAGUUUAAAUGUGCUUAUAGUCAUAGUUUGCUAUCAAACGUUAUUGUUUCUAGUGUCAGUUCGCUAACAGUAGCUUCUGCUAACUACCACAACUAAAUUGAGAAGCGAGUUCACGGAACCAGAGCUAGCUAGCCCAAGUGACAGAGUUCCUACUAGCUAGGAUCUUCUGGUUCUCUAAAAUCGAUAGCUACGUUAUAUGGAUACAGCAAGAUGACUUCAACAGAAACGUCUUGAGACGUGUCACUGAUGAGCCAAUGAUUGAUACGGUGUUGAAGCGAAUGCUCAUCAGUAGUUUGUUAGCCUGCUAGGUAGCUACUUCCUAAGACGCCGGAACCCGCCUUUAAGCUUACCCAGUUAAGUGGUUUGGGCUCGAGACUUACGCUAGUUAGCUGUAGUUGAAGCUAACUAGCCGGUUGUAGUGUAAGGACAGGAGAAUAGCAAGCUGUCAAGAUGGGUUCGUUGUUCCGAAGUGAAGAGAUGUGUUUGGCCCAGCUGUUUCUGCAGUCUGGAUCGGCAUACGACUGCAUUAGCGAACUGGGAGAAAUGGGUCUGGUGGAAUUCAGAGACCUCAACCCCAGCGUAAACCUAUUCCAGCGGAAGUUUGUCACAGAGUUAAAACGAUGUGAGGAAAUGGAGAGAAUUCUAGGGUACCUUCUAAGGGAAAUCAAGAGAGCAGACAUCCCACUUCCAGAGGGAGAAGUGAACCCGGUUGCACCCCUGCCCAAGCAUGUCCUGGUUAUAAUGGAGCAGUUGCAGAGGCUGGAGGUGGAGCUGAGUGAGGUGACCAGGAAUAAGGAGAAGCUACAGAAGAACCUUCUGGAGCUGACCGAGUACACACACAUGCUGCGUAUCACACGCAACUUUGUGCACCGCGGCACAGAAUGUGAGCCCCUGCACGCCCAGUAUGAGGACUUCUCCUUCCUAGAGGACUCCAUGAUGGAGUUCACAAGCAUGCAGCGGCUAGGAGCCAAACUAGGGUUUAUAUCAGGGCUGAUUCAGAGGGUGAAGAUAGAGGCCUUUGAGCGCAUGCUGUGGAGAGUGUGUAAGGGCUACACCAUUCUCAGCUACUCUGAAAUUGACGAGUAUUUGGAGGACCCUGACACGGGUGAGCCAACUAAGAGUGUGGUGUUCCUCAUCUCCUAUUGGGGUGAGCAGAUCGGACAGAAAGUCAAGAAGAUCUGUGACUGCUACCACUGUCACGUGUAUCCAUACCCUAACAGCAAUGAGGAGAGGAAUGACGUUGUGGAGGGACUCAGGACUCGCAUCCAGGACCUGCACACUGUUCUGCACAGGACCGAGGACUACCUGAGACAGGUGUUGAACAAGGCCUCUGAGUCUGUCUACACCUGGGUCAUCCAGGUCAAGAAGAUGAAGGCCAUCUACCACAUCCUCAACCUGUGCAGCUUUGAUGUCACUAACAAGUGUCUGAUAGCCGAGGUGUGGUGCCCUGUCAACGACCUGCCGACCCUGCGGAGGGCGCUUGAGGAAGGCUCUAGGAAAAGUGGAGCCACAGUGCCUUCUUUUGUCAACCGUAUCCCCAGCAACGACACUCCGCCCACCCUGAUAAGGACCAACAAGUUCACCUCAGGCUUCCAGAACAUAGUGGAGGCCUAUGGAGUGGGCAACUAUAGAGAGGUUAACCCAGCUCCUUACACAGUCAUCACCUUCCCCUUCCUGUUUGCUGUGAUGUUUGGAGACCUGGGCCAUGGUGUGAUCAUGGCUCUGUUUGCUCUCUGGAUGGUGCUGUAUGAGGACAACCGCAAACUGAAGCGCACAAGAAACGAGAUCUGGAACACGUUCUUCGAGGGCCGUUACAUAAUCCUGAUGAUGGGCUUGUUCUCGGUCUAUACCGGCCUCAUCUACAACGACUGCUUCUCCAAGUCUCUCAACAUAUUUGGCUCGGGCUGGAGCGUCAACGCCAUGUUUAAAUCUGGAAAGUGGGCUUGGGAUUCCACGCUCCGCACCAAUGCCGUUCUGACCCUUGAUCCCAACGUCCCUGGGGUUUUCAAUGGACCCUACCCUUUGGGCAUUGACCCGAUUUGGAACUUGGCGACAAAUCGUCUGACCUUUCUGAACUCCUACAAGAUGAAGAUGUCUGUGAUCGUGGGUAUCAUUCACAUGAGCUUCGGGGUCAUCCUAGGUGUCUUCAACCACCUACACUUCAGAAAGAAGUUCAACCUGUACUUAGUAUUCCUCCCGGAGCUGCUGUUCCUGCUGUGUUUGUUUGGCUACCUGGUCUUCAUGAUCAUCUACAAGUGGCUGGCCUUCUCUGCCCGCGACUCCCAGAUGGCCCCCAGCAUCCUCAUCCACUUCAUCAACAUGUUCCUCAUGCAAGGGGACGGGGUGCCGCCCCUCUUCCCAGGACAGGUUGGGCUGCAGGUGUUCCUGGUGGUCAUUGCUCUACUAUCAGUGCCUGUCUUACUGCUGGGGAAACCAGUUUACCUCUACUGGCUGCACAACGGAGGAGCCAACCUCAUGGGAAUGUACAGGGGUUAUGAGCGUGUGCGGCGGCACAGCGAGGAAGAGCUUUCCCUGAUGAGGGCUCAUGACAUGGAGGAAGGCAGUGUCCACAGUGACCUCUCCACCAGCAGAGAGCACCAGAAAGAGGAGUUUGACUUUGGGGAUGUUUUCCUGCACCAGUCUAUUCACACCAUAGAGUACUGCCUGGGCUGCAUCUCCAACACAGCCUCCUACCUGCGCCUCUGGGCUCUGAGUCUGGCACAUGCCCAGCUGUCGGAGGUGCUGUGGUCCAUGGUGAUGCGGGUGGGCCUGCGGAUGGACACCAGUCUGGGCAUCAUGUUUCUGGUGCCAGUGUUUGGGAUAUUCGCCGUGCUCACUGUGUCUAUCCUCCUGGUUAUGGAGGGACUGUCUGCCUUCCUUCAUGCUCUCAGGCUGCACUGGGUGGAGUUCCAAAAUAAGUUCUACAGUGGGACUGGAAUCAAGUUUGUUCCCUUUGCCUUCUCCCUCCUGCCCUCCAGCUUUGAGCAUGAUGGCUUGCUGUGAAUGGGACACAAUGCUCCCGCACUCCCAGAGGCAAACUGCCACAAUGUACCAGCAGGAUCCUGUGCUAUUGAGCUAGCCUGCGUACCAGUCUCUUUGUGCCAUCAUGCCACUCCUUUUCAUGCCAAACAGGAUCAUCUACAAGUAGCUGGCCUUCUCUGCCCGCCACAUACACUACCGGUCAAAAGUUUUAGAACACCUACUCAUUCAAGGGUUUUUCUUUAUUUGUACUA
This is a messenger RNA of Coregonus clupeaformis (lake whitefish), 3379 nucleotides long. RefSeq names its product ATPase H+ transporting V0 subunit a2b (gene atp6v0a2b). The transcript has 20 exons. Gene Ontology annotation, cellular component: plasma membrane; vacuolar proton-transporting V-type ATPase complex; vacuolar proton-transporting V-type ATPase, V0 domain. The record is from RefSeq and is a predicted model, not a curated record. Gene Ontology annotation, biological process: vacuolar acidification; proton transmembrane transport. Gene Ontology annotation, molecular function: ATPase binding; proton-transporting ATPase activity, rotational mechanism. Lineage: Eukaryota; Metazoa; Chordata; Actinopteri; Salmoniformes; Salmonidae. The coding region runs from base 597 to 3149 and encodes 850 amino acids.